Molecule: messenger RNA, 1153 nt
Organism: Pistacia vera
Lineage: Eukaryota; Viridiplantae; Streptophyta; Magnoliopsida; Sapindales; Anacardiaceae
Product: gamma carbonic anhydrase 1, mitochondrial-like
Exons: 5
Coding region: 76-891 (271 amino acids)
Source: RefSeq, a predicted model, not a curated record
CGUUUCUCAGCUGAAAUUCAGUACCUUAAUCUGCAUUUCUUCUCUAAAUCAGAACCAUCAGUCUGAGCUUAGACUAUGGGAACGUUAGGGAAAGCAAUCUACUCCGUCGGAUUUUGGAUCCGAGAAACCGGUCAAGCCCUUGAUCGCCUUGGUUGCCGCCUCCAAGGCAAUUAUUACUUUCAAGAACAACUGUCUAGGCAUCGGACUCUCAUGAACAUAUUUGACAAAGCUCCUGUAGUUGAUAAGGAUGCAUUUGUGGCCCCUAGUGCAUCUAUAAUUGGUGAUGUUCAGGUGGGCAGAGGUUCAUCCAUUUGGUAUGGGUGUGUUUUGAGAGGUGAUGUUAACAGCAUCAGCAUCGGCUCUGGAACCAAUAUUCAGGACAAUUCCCUUGUUCAUGUAGCGAAAUCAAAUUUAGCUGGGAAGGUUUUACCAACUAUCAUUGGAGAUAAUGUUACCGUCGGUCACAGUGCUGUCUUACAUGGAUGUACUGUUGAAGAUGAAGCAUUUGUUGGUAUGGGUGCAACCUUACUGGAUGGAGUCUAUGUUGAGAAGCAUGCCAUGGUUGCUGCUGGUGCUCUUGUAAGGCAGAAUACCAAAAUUCCUUGUGGAGAGGUUUGGGGAGGUAAUCCAGCGAGGUUUUUAAGGAAGCUCACAGAAGAAGAGAUGGCCUUCAUCUCCCAGUCAGCCUUAAAUUAUUCCAACUUGGCCCAGGUUCAUGCAGCUGAAAAUGCAAAGAGCUUUGAUGAAAUUGAGUUUGAGAAGGCGCUUCGCAAGAAAUAUGCUCAUCGUGAUGAGGAGUAUGAUUCAAUGCUUGGUGUUGUUCGUGAAACACCUCAAGAGCUUAUCCUUCCUAAUAACAUUAUGCCCGACAAAGUGCCGAAAACGGCUUAAAGGUGAUUAUCCUGGGUAGGUUUCUUCUCUUGAAAUUCAAAGUCACUGGAUAUUUUGUCAAGUGCUGGAUUUAUAGGAAAUGGGUGCUUUUCUAUUCCAAUAAUUUUUGGGAGCAUGCCAAAAUGUCAGAGGUCAAAUCUCGGUGCAUUUCAGGCAUAAAUGGUUGUGCUCAUUCACUUUGGUUUUAGAAACUACAUUUUCCUCUUUUGAAGAGAGUAUUCUAUAAUGGAACGUAUGUUCUGGGUGUUUUGGUCAGCCAAAA